This is a messenger RNA of Medicago truncatula (barrel medic), 1603 nucleotides long. Its product is annotated as DNA topoisomerase 6 subunit A. Gene Ontology annotation, biological process: meiotic DNA double-strand break formation; reciprocal meiotic recombination; meiotic DNA double-strand break processing. The transcript is spliced from 2 exons. Gene Ontology annotation, molecular function: ATP binding; DNA topoisomerase type II (double strand cut, ATP-hydrolyzing) activity; DNA binding. The coding region runs from base 383 to 1210 and encodes 275 amino acids. NCBI's taxonomy places the organism in Eukaryota, Viridiplantae, Streptophyta, Magnoliopsida, Fabales, Fabaceae. Gene Ontology annotation, cellular component: nuclear chromosome. The record is from RefSeq and is a predicted model, not a curated record.
UCUAGAAACGUUUGCAUUUGUUUUGUAAUUAUUUGAUGAAUGAAUUUGAUCUAGAAUUUUUCAAAGGAAUCUUGUUAUUUAUUUAUUUCACAUGAUUUUAUAAGGUGUUUUUAAUUUCUGAUGAUUUCCUGUUCCUAAAGUUGAAUAAUGGAUGUUAAGUCUUCUGGUAAGCUGAAAUUUUGUGAUACUGAUGACGUGGUACUUUUUUCUCGCCAAGGUUUUUGAUGAAUCUUGUUACAUUAAUCUGACUAUUGUAUGAUUUUUAAUGGAUUUAUCUGUGAUUUGCAACUACUGUAUACUUUUUUUUAUUUCAAAAUAAUGUGGUGUUUGAGAAUAAAUCCCAAUACUGUUUGAGGCAAAGAAGUUUAAUUCUUUUCGGACAAUGUCAAACGCCACUUCCUUGCAAGUUUAUGUGGAUGAAUUUGACCGUUACAUGCUUAAGGCAAAAGCAUUCAAGCUAGAAGAUGAAAAAAUAUUCGACCAUAUCCUAAAUCAUCUUACCUUGAUCAUAUAUUUGUUGAAAGACAAUUCCUACUCCACAAAAAGAGAAUUCUACUACUCAGACAAGGAAUUAUUUGAGUACAAGCAGGAAAAUUCUGAUGAGGCACUUGAACAUAUUGCAUUGUUACUUUACUGCUGCAAGGAUUGUUUACCAGUAUACGCCGACAAUCGUGGUAAGGUUGUUGGCGAGUUACAAUUUGAAUACGGAGGUUUGGAAAUAGAUUGUAGAAAAACGGAUCUGCUUGGGCAUCCGAUCCCACUCCGUGUUGAUUGCAUGACAAAAAUGACGAAGAGGGAAGCACUCUUCAUUUUGUUGGUUGAAAGUGUUGCCACACUUGUAAGCCUUCAUUCGGCUGGAUUUGAGCAGCGCUUCCCGUGUAUCAUAGUCGCUGGAUCCGGGGUACCGGAUGUUUGCAGCAGAAAAUUAGUGAGGAAGCUAAGUUUGGAUUUAAAGUUGCCGGUAUUGGCACUUGUUGAUGGAGAUUUAUACGGAUUCCGCAUAUUAACAAUCUAUAACAAGGGGUCCCAAAAAAUGGCGUACGACAGUGAAAACUUAACAACUCCCAACAUUUAUUGGUUGGGAGUUAGGCCAUGUGAUGCAGACCACUACGAUAUACCUUCAGGUUGUAUAAAACAAUUGAGCCCAACGGAGUUGAAAUCGGUGAAAAGCUUGAUGGCAAAACCUUUUAUGAAGAAUCACCCUGAUUGAGAUGUAGAGUUAGAAAAAAUGUGGGAAACAAAAACAAAAAUUGACAUAAAGGCGGAAAAUAAAGUUGGUAUGAAAUGGUUUGCUGAGACAUAUUUACCAGCUAAAUAGAAACGAAAAGAUUGGAUAAUAUAAGCAGAAUAGAAAUGAGAGCUGAUUUGUUGAAAACUGAAAAGGGAUUAGAAAAAGUUGGAUAUGAAAUUCCACCGUUGAAGCUCAUUUCUUCCAUCUCCAUUGAAGAUUACUCUCAUUUCCUUGAAGAUUCAUGAUGAAGACUGGUACUUUAGAUGAUUUUGAUUAUGAUGUAAUUGAUCAAUGUAAUUGAGUUUAGAAUCUUUUGAAUUGUAUGGAUAUUAUGAUCAUUCAAUCAAUCUUGAGUUUAAUAAUUUUCAUAAA